CUCCACAUGGACACACAUAAAUAUGUCAAGGCAGGUUUAUAAUUUCACUCUAUUUUAGGUGAGGUUUUUGUGAAGCAUCACAAAUUCGGCGUCGAGAAAAUCCGAUUGGUUUAUAUCAUUGAUGACAUUCUCUAUUGGACCAAGCCUGAGGACUUUAAUAAACAGAAGCCAAAAGGAAAGAUCAAAUUAGAAGUUUGAGUUAGUAAAUUAAUUUAAGGAUAUAUUGUAAAUAGAAAAUGGAUUGAAAAAAGCAAAGAAAAUUAAAGAUUUAGAGAGAGCAUCAAAUUGUUUUUCAAUUAUAACUAAAGAGAGAACUCUUGAACUCGAAGCAUCGAACAUUUAAAUCAAGAAUUUGUGGACCAACAUCAUAAAUAAUAUUUUAAAAAAAUAUUCGACUCCUCAACAGUGA
Molecule: messenger RNA, 409 nt
Organism: Paramecium octaurelia
Lineage: Eukaryota; Ciliophora; Oligohymenophorea; Peniculida; Parameciidae
Source: the annotation of a GenBank genome assembly